Messenger RNA from Carica papaya (papaya), 1997 nucleotides. RefSeq names its product protein SLENDER RICE1-LIKE 1-like. NCBI's taxonomy places the organism in Eukaryota, Viridiplantae, Streptophyta, Magnoliopsida, Brassicales, Caricaceae. The record is from RefSeq and is a predicted model, not a curated record.
CUCUCUAAAUUAAAAAAUCCCACCUUCUUCACUCUUUCACUUAUCACUUUUCACACUCUCUCUCUCUGUCUCUCUCUCUCUUAAUCUCUCGAGAUUCUCUCUCUCUCUCUCUCUCACGCUCACUUUCAUACUCUCGACUUGCAGAGAAUCCGCCAUGAUUGACCAUCAAAAUCUCAUCUAGAAUCUUAACCAAAAAGGUUGUUUAAGUGACUAUCAAAUUCAACAGUUUCUUUCGUUUUUCACAACAUGGUACUUUACGACCCUGCCACGUCUGCUGCCACAAGUAGCAGUGGCAGCACGAGCGCCGGCUCCUCCUUCUCUUACGCUACCAAGAACCCUCCGCCGCCAGAUAUGGAUGGCCUACUCGCCGGAGCUGGUUACAAGGUUCGCUCUUCCGAUCUACGCCAGGUGGCUCAGCGACUUGAGCGGCUCGAAACGGCGAUGGUUAACUCUCCUUCCGAACUCUCAGUUCUUGCUUCUGAUGCUGUCCACUAUAAUCCUACCGAUCUCGCCUCCUGGGUCGACUCGCUUUUGUCCGAGUUGGCUCAGCCUCCUCCCCCUCCUCUCCCGGAUUUCCCUCCUUCCGAUCUCUUCAUCGGCAACGCUGUGAAUCACGCUGCUAUUGAUACGGACAACUCCUCCUGGGCGGACCAACAGGGACAGCAACUAACUGUUGUGACGGCGAUGGAGGAGGACUCCGGUAUACGCUUAGUUCACAUGCUGAUGACGUGUGCGGAGUCCGUGCAACGCGGCGAGCUACCAUUAGCUGGCUCUCUCAUAGAGGAUAUGCGGGGUUUGCUGGCUCAUGUAAACCAGGGAUGCGGUAUUGGAAAAGUCGCCGGCUACUUUAUCGACGCGCUGAACCGCCGGAUUUUAUCGCCGCCCCAAAGCUUAGCAGUCUCGGUCAACGGCUCUGCGUUUGAAAACGAGAUUCUCUACCACCACUUCUACGAGGCUUGCCCUUACUUGAAAUUCGCUCACUUUACCGCUAAUCAAGCCAUCUUGGAAGCCUUCGACGGUCACGAUUGCGUCCACGUGGUCGAUUUCAACUUGAUGCACGGCUUACAAUGGCCGGCACUCAUUCAAGCCCUCGCGUUGCGUCCAGGUGGGCCCCCACUUCUCCGUUUGACAGGCAUUGGACCGCCGUCUCCCGACGGUCGGGACUCGCUCCGAGAAAUCGGGCUUCGUCUUGCCGAGUUAGCUCGCUCGGUUAACGUCCGUUUCGCGUUCCGCGGCGUGGCUGCUUCGCGGCUGGAGGAUGUGAAACCCUGGAUGCUCCAGGUGAGUCCGAAGGAAGCCCUGGCGGUAAACUCCAUCAUGCAGCUUCACAGACUUCUCGGCGCCGAUCAGAAUCGCAACUCACCGAUCGAAAUGGUCUUGGGUUGGAUCCGGAACUUGAACCCGAAAAUCAUGACGGUGGUGGAGCAAGAAGCGAGCCAUAACCAGCCGGAUUUCUUUGACCGGUUCACCGAGGCUCUGUAUUACUACUCAACAAUGUUCGAUUCGCUGGAGGCAUGCGCUAUGCAGCCGGAGAAGGCAUUCGCCGAGAUACACAUACAAAGGGAGAUAUGCAACGUACUGUGCUGUGAAGGCUCGGCUCGAUUAGAGAGACACGAGCCGCUUGAGAAGUGGAGAUCGCGGCUUGGACGAGCCGGAUUUAAGCCGCUCUAUCUAGGUUCCAACGCCUUCAAGCAGGCCAGCAUGUUAUUGACUCUUUUCUCUGCAGAUGGUUACUGUGUGGAGGAGAACGAAGGUUGUCUGACCCUCGGCUGGCACAGCCGUCCGCUCAUCGCUGCUUCAGCCUGGCAAGCCACGCCUAAUCCCAGCGCCCCAUUCGCGAUGAUCAGCAAUCAUCAAACCAAUGGCAAUAAUAAUAAUCUGCUGUAAAUCUUUUUGCUUGUGGUGAUUCAUCAUACGUUUACUGUUACUGUUUCCAACGAGAUUUUCCGUACUCUAGUUCAGGAGAUGAUCAAAGCUGAAUUCCAGAACCAUUUUUA